AUGACAAGUUCAAGGAACCAUGGAUAAAGGCCAAAUUAUUGGUCAUUCAAAAGUUAUUUUGUUUACUUCUGAGAGUAAGGUUUAUAGCGUCAUACGAGGUAAAUAAGUCAAAGGAAUAACCAAUCAAAACAAUGCCCAUACCACACAAAACGACAAAAACUUCAGAGAUAAAAGGCCUAGCCCUCUCCUUGCAAACAUUUCAAACACUUAAUUUUCUCAUAAUCAUCUCUUUAGAUAGACUCGAACCCUUUUGUUUUGUCAAAAGUGAUACAAACAACACUUUUAACUCUAGUUCAUUACUACCCUUUUUGAGAUAACAAUAACCAACAAUGGAGGCCAAAACUGGUUCUGGGCUUCCUCCUGGUUUUAGAUUUCACCCAACAGAUGAAGAGUUAAUCGUUUAUUACCUCAAAAACCAAGCCACCUCAAGGCCAUGCCCUGUUUCAAUAAUCCCAGAAGUUGAUAUCUACAAAUUUGAUCCAUGGCAACUUCCUGACAAGGCAGAGUUUGGAGAAAAUGAAUGGUACUUUUUUAGCCCACGAGAUAGGAAGUACCCAAAUGGAGUUAGGCCCAAUAGAGCAACUAUAUCAGGUUAUUGGAAAGCCACAGGUACAGACAAGGCUAUCUAUAGUGGAUCCAAGUAUGUUGGAGUGAAGAAAGCUCUUGUUUUUUAUAAGGGUAAGCCACCAAAGGGUAUUAAAACAGACUGGAUUAUGCAUGAGUAUCGCUUAACCGAUUCACGUAGACAAAUCACCAAACACGUUGGAUCCAUGAGACUCGAUGAUUGGGUCUUAUGCAGGAUAUACAAGAAGAGAAAUGUGAACAAAGCUCUAGACCCAAAAGUGGAAGAUUUAAGUCCCCAUAUCGAUGUGACAACAGUUGCCAAUGAGGCUAUUAAUGAGGAUAAUGAAACCUUGAAAUUCCCAAGGACUUAUUCCCUGGCACAACUAUUGGAUCUGGACUACUUGGGCCCAAUUUCUCAACUUUUGAAUGACAAUCCAUUCAACUCCGCCCAUGAUUUUCUUCUCAACAACACCUUAACAAACCCAGGAACUGGUUUUGUUCAAAAAUUCGAGUUUGGUGAGGAAAUACCAUACCAAAACGCUGACUCAGGGAGGUUUCAAGUCGCUCAGACCAGCACACCCUUUACCCCAGGAUAUGAUAUGUACUGUUCGGACCGUUAAAAGAAGUUGAAAAAAGAAAAGAAAAAAAAAAUACAUCAAUUGGGGCUAGUUGGACUUGGACAUUUAGUAAACCGAUAAUUGUCUAAGAAAUUGUACAUUUGUUAAAUGUUACUUUUCCUUCUUUCAAGACAUUUUGUAAAAUGAAAUUAUUCGACUUACUCUUAAAUUCCAAUUUACAAACAACGUUCUAUUAUCA
This is a messenger RNA of Cannabis sativa, 1380 nucleotides long. Its product is annotated as NAC domain-containing protein 2. Gene Ontology annotation, molecular function: DNA binding. The coding region runs from base 330 to 1184 and encodes 284 amino acids. The transcript is spliced from 3 exons. NCBI's taxonomy places the organism in Eukaryota, Viridiplantae, Streptophyta, Magnoliopsida, Rosales, Cannabaceae. Gene Ontology annotation, biological process: regulation of DNA-templated transcription. The record is from RefSeq and is a predicted model, not a curated record.